AUGCGUUUACUAUUAUUAGUCAUUUUUCUUUUUCAUUAUUGUCAUUCAACAGUUGAUUUAUUAUUUCAAAUUCAACCUCAUUCAGUACGUAUUAAUAAUCAAGAUGAAAUAUAUAUAACAAGUGAUGAUCAUUAUAUUGGACAAGUAUUAUAUCGAUCUGAUCAAAUACAAUUAGCAUGUGAUUGUCAAACACAAUUAAAUAAAACACAAUAUAAUAUUUAUUGGGCAAUUAAUAAUAAAAUUAUCGAUCAAUAUCGUAGUUUAAAUAAUAUACAUUUAAUGAUUGAUAAAAAUAAUGUACAAGCACCAGUAACAUAUGUAUCUUGUCAUUGCGUAUUUAUUCUACCAAAUUUAAAACAAAUCAAAAGAAAUUAUCGUUAUCAAUUAUAUAUUGAUUUAGAAAGUGAACCAUCAUUAAAACCAAUUAUAUAUUCUGUUGAAUUAAAUAUGAUCAAAGGACAUUUUUAUGAUUUUCUUCGUCGUCAUUCUAUUCUUUUGGUUAGUUUUACUGUUAUUAUUAUUGGAAUAACAUGUUCACUUGUUAUUUUAAGUUUCUUACCCUUUUCAUUAAAUUUUAUCGAUUAA
Molecule: messenger RNA, 585 nt
Organism: Adineta steineri
Lineage: Eukaryota; Metazoa; Rotifera; Eurotatoria; Adinetida; Adinetidae
Source: the annotation of a GenBank genome assembly